UUCAUUCUCAUUCAUUCAUAUGGAUUUUUUUAAACAUAGUAUUUAGAAAACAAAGAGGUUUGAGCUUGACGGAAGUAUUCAUGGACCUAACAUCUUCUAUGAUGUCUGUUAUUCUGGUGGGAGCUGCUACAAUUUUCCUAGCGGCAACAAUUCUACUAAAAAGCCUUGGAAGUUACAAGAUCCGUCUCCCCUCAGGCCCCAGAGCUAUUCCUGUAAUUGGCCACUUUCAUCUUCUCUUUGAUAAAACCAGGCCAAUUCACCAGAUUCUAAGUUCACUCUCAACACGCUAUGGACCUGUUAUGCAUCUAAAAUUUGGGAGCUGCCCAGUUUUGGUGAUAAGCUCUGCAGAUUUAGCCAAAGAAUGUUUUACAGUAAAUGAUAAGGCUUUUGCAUCUAAACCCCGGCUUACACAAGGUAAGCAUUUGGGCUACAAUUAUUCUAUGAUUGCUUGGGCUCCUUAUGGCCCCUACUGGAGAAUGGCUAGAAAAGUUUGUGUACAUGAGCUUCUAUCUUCCAAAAGAAUCCAGUCGUUCGCACCCAAGAGAAUGCAACAACUUCGUAAAGCAGUAAAUUCUUUUGUUUCAGCAGACACAGCUUCAGAGUAUUGUUAACAUGAGAAGUGUUAUUUCCAAAUUGAACUUUAAAACCCUGAUGUCUAUGAUUAUAAAUGAGAGGUAUUUUGCAGAGGAAUCAGGGAUUUCGGAAGAUUUGAUGACCCAUGUGAUUGAAGAAUCCUUUAUGCUUCAUGGAUCAAUCAAUGUUGGGGAUUAUAUUCCCUGGUUGAAGUGGUUUGAUUUGCAAGGGUAUGAGAAGGCAAUGAAGAGGGUACAGGAGAAGUUAGACUUGUACAUGCAGAGAAUUUUGGAGAAGCACAGGGAGAGAGGAUUAAAAGAAGGGGGAGAGAUGGAAGACUUUGUUGAUGUGCUGAUCGCACAGGCAGAGGAGAAUGCCCAAGCAAUUCCUGAUAAAGAUGAAUUCAUUAAGGCAACUACUAUUAUUAUGUUUAGCGCAGGAUCUGAUACAACUUCAGUUGCCCUAGAGUGGGCAUUGGCAUUGUUACUACAACAUCCCCAUGUAAUGAGGAAGGCACAAGAGGAACUUGAUUCUAAAGUUGGACGGCAGAGACUAGUGGAGGAGUCAGAUUUACCCCAGUUAAAAUACCUGCAAGCAAUAGUGAGAGAGAAUAUGCGCCUUCAUCCACCAGCGCCUUUGCUUUCGGUUCACAAAUCUAUCGACGCUUGCACAGUUGGAGGCUAUCAUAUUCCUGCAGAAACAUUGCUAUUUGUAAAUGUAUGGGCAAUUCAUAGGGACCCAAGAUUGUGGAAUAAACCAUUAGAGUUUAUACCAGAGCGUUUUAUGCAGAAGGAGAUGCAGUUAGACAACAUACAAAUGAGUGGGGAUGAGUGAGAGAUAAUUCCAUUUGGGGAAGGGAGAAGAGGAUGUCCUGGUGCUUCAUUGGCAAUGAGUAUGGUGCAAACAACUCUUGCAACUUUCUUGCAAAGCUUUGAUUGGUUUGUUCCAGAUGGAAAAGUUGUUGACAUGAAUGAAGGGGUCGGCUUGACAAUGCCAAGGGCAGUACCUUUGGAGGUUACCAUCAAGCCUCGUCUGUCCCAUCAUCUAUACUAGAAAAAGAUGAUCUAGUGGUAAACUGUUCAAUUUCUUCUUUGUUCUUAUUUAUCUUUUGAUUGCAGAAGAAGCAUCAGUACAAAUUAUUGAAUUGCUUUAGCUUGAUGUCAUAGAUUAUUGAAUUCCACCUUCUAGACUAAGAAGAUUUCCCAAAUAGAACAUAUUGUCUAUUUGUUUGUGGAGAACAUAUUCAUAUAAAUAUGUUUAUCUUUUAUUAA
This is a messenger RNA of Cryptomeria japonica (Japanese cedar), 1844 nucleotides long. Its product is annotated as flavonoid-6-hydroxylase. The record is from RefSeq and is a predicted model, not a curated record. The coding region runs from base 613 to 1407 and encodes 264 amino acids. Lineage: Eukaryota; Viridiplantae; Streptophyta; Pinopsida; Cupressales; Cupressaceae. The transcript has 2 exons. Gene Ontology annotation, molecular function: oxidoreductase activity, acting on paired donors, with incorporation or reduction of molecular oxygen; monooxygenase activity; heme binding.